Messenger RNA from Microcebus murinus (gray mouse lemur), 1526 nucleotides. RefSeq names its product uroporphyrinogen III synthase (gene UROS). Gene Ontology annotation, cellular component: cytosol. Gene Ontology annotation, molecular function: uroporphyrinogen-III synthase activity. NCBI's taxonomy places the organism in Eukaryota, Metazoa, Chordata, Mammalia, Primates, Cheirogaleidae. The record is from RefSeq and is a predicted model, not a curated record. Gene Ontology annotation, biological process: uroporphyrinogen III biosynthetic process.
AUGCGCGAGCGCCCAGGUGGGAGCUGCUCGGGCCCCUGCAACCCAUGGGCCGGGGUGCUGGGCUCCCCGGGCCUGGCGCGGGGAGGGGACUGUGCGCUCUGUUGGCAUUUGUCCUGCAGCCUCUUUGCUGGGACUGCGAGAUACCGCUCCCCGCCUGGGCGCCUGCAGUGUGCCAGGCGCCGUGCUGGGCACGGUCCCAUCUCCGCCCCUUCGGCCCUCACCAGCCAGUGAGGUACUGAGGCAGAGUGCUGGAGCAGGGAGUUUGCAUCUCUACUGUCUGCUUAGGGCUCUUCAAGGCUGAGAAAGAACAUGGGGGUCUGUAUCCCAGAGCCUGUAUCCAUGGCACAGACAUGGUGGGUGUGCCCUAUAAGGACCACCAGGCAACAAUGAAGGUUCUUUUACUAAAAGAUGCUAAAGAAGAUGAUGGUGGCCAGGAUCCAUAUGUCAGGGAAUUAGGAUUAUAUGGACUUGAAGCCACUUUGAUUCCUGUUUUAUCAUUUGAGUUUUUGUCUCUUCCCAGUUUCUCUGAGAAGCUGUCUCAUCCUGAAGGUUACGGGGGACUCAUUUUUACCAGCCCCAGAGCAGUGGAAGCAGUGGAGUUGUGUUUGGAGAAAGACAAUAAAACAGAAGUCUGGGAAAAGUCUCUGAAAGAAAAAUGGAAUGCUAAGUCAGUGUAUGUUGUUGGAAAUGCUACUGCUUCUCUAGUGAGUAAAAUUGGCCUGGAUACAGAAGGAGAAAACUGUGGAAAUGCAGAAAAGCUUGCAGAAUAUAUUUGUUCCAGGGAGCCAUCAGCUCUGCCUCUUCUGUUUCCCUGUGGAACCCUCAAGAGAGAAGUCCUGCCGAAAAUGCUCAAGGACAAAGGGAUCCCCAUGGAAAGCAUCGCUGUGUAUCAGACGACUCCACACCCAGCAAUCCAGGCGAACCUGCACAGCUACUACGCCACGCAGGGUGUUCCAGCCAGCAUCACGUUUUUCAGUCCCUCCGGCGUUACAUACAGUCUCAGGCAUAUUCAAGAGUUAUCUGGUGACAGCGUGGAUCAAAUUAAGUUCGCAGCCAUCGGUCCCACCACAGCGCGCGCACUGGCCGCCCAGGGCCUGCCUGUGAGCUGCACUGCGGAGAGCCCCACACCGCGGGCCCUGGCCACUGGCGUCAGAGAGGCCCUGCAGCCCCGCGCCUGCUGCUGAGUCAGCCGCCCAGCAGCCUUGCCCGGGGCAGCCUUCCUGGGCUGGGCUCCUCCCCAUGGGGCCAGGGCCACUUGCUGCUGCCUCCGCAUGGGCCAGGCAUCGGACUAGGGCUCUUGGGAGCUGCCACCACCAAACUCCUGCCUCAAGCCUGAGUGGAACCAGCUGAGGACCAGGGGCCAGGGCCUGGCCUGGGGCUGGCAUCAGGCCUGCAUGCAUGUGACUGCCCUCCACAGAAGCCAAUUUGGACCCUAGCCCAGACACACGCCAGCCCAGGCCCUGCGAGAGCUUUCUGUGCCCAGCAGGAAGGAAAUCAAAUAAACCGCGGCUGGCUACUCGUGAUCA